CAACAUUUAUCCAGCUGUCUCUCACGGAAAUGUAACCAAAACCUCACCACUUCUCUCUGCAAAAAGCCAAAAACAACCAAAACCUCUCUCUCUCUCUCUCUUUCACAGUGUUGCCAAAACCCUAAAACCCCAAUCACCAAGCUCAAAACACACACACACACACACACACUCUUUGCUGAAAAUGGCCAACAAGCUGGACAUGUCCCUCGACGACAUGAUCAAGAAUAGCCGAAGAUCCGGAGGGUACAAUGGUAAUUCUAAUUCCCGUGGCCGAGGCCGCUCCUCCGGUCCCGGUCCAGGCCCAGGCCCAGGCCCAGACCGCCGCUUCCCCAAUCGCAACUUUCAAAGAACCGCACCGUACUACGCUCCACAGGGAAUGCAAGUGAUGAAUCCGAUGUUGACACAACAAGUGGUGUUGGGUGUGGGUGGUGGUGUUGGUGUUGGUGUUGGUGUUGGUGGAUCUAACAUUAACAACUCAGAGGACGGUACCAAGCUAUAUAUAUCAAACUUAGAGUACGGUGUUACUAAUGACGACAUUAAGGUACUUUUCUGUGAGAUUGGUGACCUGAAAAGAUAUUCAAUCCAUUAUGAUAGGAGUGGAAGAUCAAAGGGAACAGCAGAAGUUGUCUUUUUACGCCAGGCAGAUGCUCUAGCAGCUAUCAAGAGAUACAACAAUGUUCAGCUUGAUGGGAAGCCAAUGAAAAUUGAGCUUGUAGGAGUGAAUCUGGUUACUCCUCCUGUUGUGCCACCUUUUCCAAACAGCAUAUUAGGAAAACCAAAUUUUGCCUUCAGAAGAGGAAGGCCUGCUCCUGGAGGUUGGGUUCGUGGUGGUGCUGGUGGCAUUGGCGGUGGACCUGCAAGGGGCCGUGCACGAGCAAAAGGUCCUGUUGAGAAGUUGUCUGCAGAAGAUCUUGAUGCUGACUUGGAGAAAUACCGCCUUGAAGCUAUGCAAAUAAACUGAAGUCUCUUCAUAGUUGAUUUUCCUUGGUACCUUGCUUGGCUAAUGAAUCUUUCAAGUAUGUUGGCUGUUUCGCCUGAAGUACUGUAUUUUCAGACAGUCGAAAUACCAAUUAGAGGAUACCAGUAAUAUACAUAUAUCCGGUACGGCUUUAGUUCUUGUUUGCUUCCUCGAAUUUAACAACGUAGUUUAGUUUGUAAUUGUGAUGGAUGCUGACUUCAUGGGUCGGUUUUUGUCUUGCAAUGCCCAGGCUGCUUAUGUGCAUGACCUGUUCAGUAAUAUAGUAGUUGAAACUUGAAAGUUACUUUUACCUGAUCUGGAAAUAUUACAUCCUUUUGAAAUUA
Quercus robur (English oak) is the source of this 1302-nucleotide messenger RNA. RefSeq names its product THO complex subunit 4A-like. The record is from RefSeq and is a predicted model, not a curated record. Gene Ontology annotation, biological process: mRNA export from nucleus. NCBI's taxonomy places the organism in Eukaryota, Viridiplantae, Streptophyta, Magnoliopsida, Fagales, Fagaceae. Gene Ontology annotation, molecular function: mRNA binding. The transcript is spliced from 5 exons. Gene Ontology annotation, cellular component: nucleus. Bases 182 to 961 code for a protein of 259 amino acids.